Lepisosteus oculatus (spotted gar) is the source of this 4444-nucleotide messenger RNA. It is a transcript of the gene taf4, whose product is annotated as TAF4A RNA polymerase II, TATA box binding protein (TBP)-associated factor. Gene Ontology annotation, biological process: transcription initiation at RNA polymerase II promoter; DNA-templated transcription. The record is from RefSeq and is a predicted model, not a curated record. Gene Ontology annotation, molecular function: RNA polymerase II general transcription initiation factor activity; DNA binding; protein heterodimerization activity. Gene Ontology annotation, cellular component: transcription factor TFIID complex. NCBI's taxonomy places the organism in Eukaryota, Metazoa, Chordata, Actinopteri, Semionotiformes, Lepisosteidae.
GCUCAUAGCAGAGUAAGAUGGCGGCGGGCUCCGAUUUGCUGGAUGAGGUUUUCUUCAACACAGAGGUGGACGAGAAAGUAGUUAGCGAUCUGGUGGGGUCCCUGGAGUCUGAGCUAACCGGCUCGGGUCACGGGAACACCGACAUAAGAGGUCAGGCGGUGGGGAACCACAUUGCAAGCCCUGGGGUAGGAGGCAAUGCCAGUGUCCAGGAGAGCAAAUUGGGACUUGCACAAGAUCUGGCAAAAGCAGGGGCUGGAGUGCAAGGGGGUGUUAUUAAUAAUACGAGGUCCCAGGGUUCAGAUAUGGAUGCAACGACAGGGAUCACAUCAUCGGCGGGGUCGGAGGCAUCAGUGGGGCUCAGCCAAGGCAAAACUGUGGCUGUCAGUGCCAUGGUAACCGCUGUGCCCAACCACGGAGCGGGCAACGGGAAAAUCGGGACGUCUGCGGUGCAAACUUUGAAUGGGAGUAAUGUAGUAAUGAACUCUCACAAUUCAGGAAGUGCCGCUGUUUUCCCCGGGACGCCAGUAUCAAGUGCUACGACUUGCAGCAGCAGCAGCACUGCACCUGCUGUCACAGUUGUCAACAACGGACCUGGAUCGGUUGUGAAAGGAAAUGUAAACGCUGUUUUGCCUUCAGCCUCAAGCACUGUUAUACAGACCUCUUUCGUGAACGCGCAGAAUGUUGUUACUUCGACAGUGAUCUCGUCUCAGGCGACAAGUUUGGGAAGUGGACCUACAGUGACUCUAGUGCGGCCUCCGAUGCACACGACCGGACCGGGUACGACGCAGAAUGGGAGUACGAACAGUACGGUCCUGACUUCGGCGGUCAGUGUAGCGAGCCUGCCCGCCCCGGUGGGAUCUGGAAUAUCUUUACAGGCUCCGCUUUUAAACAGCAGCCCGUCGCCCGUGAGCGCCGGGGCGCAGGUGAUCAAGUCGGAGUCCCCCAAAACUAUCAUCCAGACUACAGCGCAGGCAGUUGCGCCCGGUGUGGUGGCGAACGCCGGUAACUUGACUCUUGGUCAGCCUAUGCAAAACGCCCUGCAGCCAGGACCUCCACCGCAGCCCAGUUCGGCCGCGGCUAUCGGGAAGAGUCCGGUCUUGCAGAAUGUAGCCAGGACUUCCACUCCGGGAGCAGUCGUGCCCGGUCCGGUCGGAAUACGGACUAUAGCUCCGCAGGUGUUGGCUCCCCGCCUGCCCCACGCACCGCAGAAUCAGCCAAAUAUCCAGAACAUCCAGCUGCCUCCAGGUAUGGUUCUGGUGCGCAGUGACAGCGGCCAGUUGUUAAUGAUCCACCAGCAGACUCUGGCUCAGAUGCAGGCCCAGUCCCAGUCCCAGAGUGCCAUGGCUCCUCGCCCCUCCACACCCACCAGCACUCCCCCUGUCCAGAUCACCUCAGUGCAGGCCCCUGGAACUCCAAUUAUUGCACGGCAGGUCACACCAACGACGAUCAUCAAACAGGCCUCUCCUGCACAGACAACAGUGCAAGCUACCACUACACUACAGAGACCUCCUGUCCUACAGAAUCCCAUUGUGCUUGGGGGGACAGCCACAGCCACAUCAAUUGGGGCCCCGUCUUCAGUGCAGCCAGGGGCCUCCCAGCGGACCGUAACAGGGGCCACUGGGACCCCAGCCACCACUGCAACGGAAACAUUAGAAAAUGUGAAGAAAUGCAAGAAUUUUCUUUCCACGUUAAUUAAGCUAGCCUCAAGUGGGAAACAGUCUUCAGAGACGGCUGCCAAUGUGAAGGAACUGGUGCAGAACCUUCUGGAAGGAAAAAUCGAAGCUGAAGAUUUCACGAGCAGGUUAUACCGGGAGCUCAAUUCCUCACCUCAACCAUAUCUUGUGCCUUUCCUCAAGAGGAGUCUCCCUGCUUUGCGGCAGCUCACCCCUGACUCCACUGCGUUCAUCCAGCAGAGCCAGCUCCAGCAGCCCAGCACACAGGCCACCACCACCCUCACGGCAGUAGUGCUGGGCAGUACAGUGCAGCGGACAGCUGGCAAAACCACUGCCACCGUCACCAGCACCCUCCACCAGCCCGUCAUCAGCCUGGCACAACCCAGCCACACCAAGCCAGGGCAGCCGGCACCGCUGAUUCUUCAAUCUCAACAGCAGGGGACAAUGGUGCGGCCCCAGGUGACUUUGACACAGACGCCCAUGGUAACGCUCAGGCCUCCUCACAGUCGGAUAAUGCUGAGUCCGCAGCCGGUGCAGGUGAAACAGCUUCAGACAGUCCCCAUGGUAAAACAGACAGUAUUACCAGGUACCAAAGUGUCUCCUGCUUGUCCAGCACUGACAUCAGCAGCUCAGAAGAAUAAAAUGAAGGAUGCAGGGGGAGGGUCUUUCCGGGAUGACGAUGACAUUAACGACGUGGCCUCGAUGGCCGGCGUCAACUUGUCUGAGGAAAGUGCCAGGAUACUGGCUACGAACUCCGAACUUGUGGGCACGCUGACGAGAUCCUGCAAGGACGAGGCCUUUCUCUUCACAUCCUCUUUACACAGAAGGAUAUUAGACAUAGGUAAAAAAUAUGGAAUAACAGAACUUGGUCCAGAGGUGGUAAACUUUGUCUCACACGCAACACAACAAAGGCUGCAGAACGUAAUAGAGAAAGUGUCAGAGAUCGCACAGCAGAGAAAUAUGUCGUUCAAGGAGGACGAUCGGUACGAGCAAGUCAAUGAUGUGCGCUCCCAGCUGAAAUUCUUUGAGCAGCUAGAUCAAAUCGAGAAGCAAAGAAAGGAGGAGCAAGAAAGAGAAAUCUUAAUGAAGGCAGCAAAGUCUCGAUCUCGACAAGAAGACCCAGAGCAGCUCCGGUUGAAACAGAAGGCCAAAGAGAUGCAGCAGCAGGAGCUGGCCCAGAUGAGGCAACGGGACGCCAACCUCACAGCACUGGCGGCCAUCGGGCCCAGAAAGAAACGGAAACUGGACUCUCCAGGAUCUGGGGCCGGAGCUGAGGGCUCGGGCUCCCACGCGUCUCUACCGGGCAGCUCCAGCGCGGGCGCGUCACGACAGUUCACACGCCAGCGGAUCACUCGCGUCAACCUCAGGGACCUCCUCUUCUGCCUGGAGAACGAGCGGGAGACCAGCCACUCGCACCUCCUGUACCGUGCUUUCCUGAAAUAGCACCGGCUGCUGGCUUUCUGUGGGCAGGAGGCGUUCAUGGGACUUUCCUCGUUUGUGUCUUUUAAUAAAUGAUAUAUAUAAAUUUUACAGAGAGCGCCUUUUUGUAACACGCAAAUGGACAAAUGUACAAAAUUAUACAUAAAGAAAUCCAUUUUAUAUUUCUGUUUAUUCAAAAGGUUCAGUUUAAAUUUCUAUAAAAUUGUUACUGUUUUAUUAUAACUAUUAUUUUAUUACUUUAUUAUUAUGGCCUGUGGAUUCUUUUAACUGGACAGAUAAUUGUUACUCAUCAUUUACUGAGUUGCCUUCUUGCCAAAAUAAGCCAUAUAUUCGUACCUGAUCUUACAAGGCUAAGCAAUUAAUCAGCUACUCGUUUUACUGAUUUUUUCCCACUGUUUUGACCUCAGAUUAAUUUAAACUGGUGUGUUUUUUGUAUUUAAGAUUUUUAAUCAAAUUAAUGAUUAUUUAUCUGUCAGUUUGCUUUAAGUGUUUGAAUUGAGAAGAUUAUAUAAUCUCAAUAGCUAUUGUCAAUUUAACGCAUGGUUUAAAGGCCUCUUGAGCCUACGCAAUUGUCCAUAGUUUGAAUAAAAAACAACAAAUUUGAUACAUUUCCUAAAACAUUUUUAAAGAUGACUUUAGUAAAUUCUUUGCAUAAAUCUAAUUUAAUUGCACUGUUUUGGUUUUUCUAUUAAAAACAAUUUGAUUCAGAUAUGAAAGAUGUGUCACUGAGAUUGCCGAACUGUUUUUAAAUAUGAAUCAAAUGUAGAAGAUAAUUUCUGGGAAUUAUUGCCAGUAAUUGUAUAUAACUUUGGCACAUAAAAUACUAUGUACACCAUAAUUAUUUUGCUAAAAUGGACUGCAUUCAAUUACAGACCUACUUUCAAGCAAACAAGAAGCCAGAGGAUAGUCCCCCAUUCUUACCUAUUUUUUUAUUAAAUAUACUAAUUGUUUCUUUAUAUUUUUCUCAAGUAUUGUAUUACAAUUGUUUAUCAAUAGUACUUUUAUGAUUGUAAAUACUUUUGUUUGUAAUUAUAUGUUGGUUAUUCAAUGAACAAAACUUUUCAAAUGCUAUGUUGUUCAAUGAACAUUAUGUGUAAAGUCAAUGCUAUCCAGUAUUUUUACCAAUGUCUGGUAACUGUUACACUUUCCCCUUUGUCUUUUACAGAGAAGAAAGAAAAAAUUAAACUCGUAUAUAUCCCUCUUUUCAUGUAAAUUUUGCACAGUCACUUGUUUAUAUGUAAAUAUUUUACCUAAAAAAGUUUUUAAUUGCUAUUGUUUUAUAUAGGAUUGAAAGAGAAUUAACUCCUUCAUUAAAAAAAACAAAAACAGAA